GGGUGGGGGAUGGAAAGAGCACCCCCACCCCAUUUCCUAUUGAAAAGGGGGAGCAUUGAAGACGACCAGGGGACAGCCCAGAAGCUGGUGUACCGGCUUCCUCUCCCUCCUCCCCCACCCCCCCAGCAUCAUUUUUCUGAACGUGAAAUAUUCCGAGCUGCACCCUUAGUUGGAAAGCCCGCCCCGAGAGUGAGAUGGAGACCCGGUGUGUGGGACCCCGGUGUGAUUGUAUAAUAAUGAUGAUAUAAUGCUAAUGACGAUGAUGACACUGCCUUUUAUUUUUACCCCAGUGCUGAGAAAGCAUGGCCACAGCUGGGGGUGAAGCCCUUGAAACAUUUGAUGUAUGGGGAGGAGAUGCUGUUGCUUUUGGAGUUGUGGUUUUUAUUUGGAAAGAUAGGCUUUUUAGAAUUAAAAUGUGGCAAUAUGUAGCUUGACUUUUUUUUUUUAAGUCCUUUAGAGCCAAUUGUAGUAAAACGGGUACUAGCUGCUGCCUUGACGAAUGAAAAGCUAAACGCUUUUACCUGGGUAUAAUUCCAUGAGUUAAGUCACCUUUUUUUCCUUUGAAUUUCUCAACAGUUUUUUUAAAAUGAAGAAGUUUAAUUUCCGAAAAGUUUUGGACGGCUUCACUGCCUCCUCCCCUGGCAGUGGGAGCAGCGGCGGCAGUAACAGUGGCGGUGGGGCCGGCAGCGGCGCCCCGCACUCGGGAGGGCCCGCGGGGCUUCUCCGAGAAGAGAUUCAGGAGUCCCUGACCUCGGAGUAUUUCCAGAUUUGCAAGACAGUUCGGCAUGGUUUUCCUUAUCAGCCCACAGCAUUAGCUUUUGAUCCAGUUCAGAAAAUCUUGGCUAUUGGGACGAGAACAGGUGCUAUACGAAUACUUGGGAGACCUGGUGUUGAUUGCUAUUGCCAACAUGAAAGUGGUGCAGCUGUCCUGCAGCUCCAAUUCUUGAUCAAUGAGGGUGCUUUGGUCAGUGCAGGUUCAGAUGAUACACUUCAUUUGUGGAACCUUAGACAAAAAAGACCAGCUAUUCUUCAUUCUCUUAAAUUUAAUCGAGAACGAAUUACUUACUGUCAUCUACCUUUCCAGAGUAAAUGGCUCUAUGUUGGAACAGAAAGAGGAAAUACACAUAUUGUAAAUAUUGAAUCUUUCAUUCUUUCUGGAUAUGUCAUCAUGUGGAACAAGGCAAUUGAACUAUCCACAAAGACUCAUCCAGGUCCAGUUGUACAUUUAAGUGAUAGCCCAAGAGAUGAAGGGAAACUGCUAAUAGGUUAUGAAAAUGGUACUGUGGUAUUCUGGGACUUGAAAUCUAAAAGAGCAGAACUGAGACUUUAUUAUGAUGAGGCUAUUCAUUCAAUUGAUUGGCAUCAUGAGGGCAGACAGUUCAUGUGCAGCCAUUCAGAUGGUAGCUUGACUUUAUGGAACCUGAAAAACCCAAGCCGUCCUUUCCAGAUCACAAUUCCACAUGGAAAAAGUCAAAGAGAAGGAAGAAAAUCUGAAUCUUGUAAACCAAUACUUAAAGUAGAAUACAAGACCUGUAGAAACAGCGAACCAUUUAUAAUAUUUUCUGGUGGACUGUCCUAUGACAAAGCUUGCAGAAGACCGAGUUUAACCAUCAUGCAUGGAAAAGCAAUUACAGUACUUGAAAUGGAUCAUCCUAUUGUUGAAUUUCUAACUUUAUGUGAAACACCCUAUCCGAAUGAAUUUCAAGAACCCUAUGCAGUCGUAGUACUUCUGGAGAAAGAUCUCAUUGUAGUUGAUCUGACACAAAGCAACUUUCCAAUCUUUGAAAAUCCGUAUCCCAUGGACAUACACGAAUCACCAGUUACGUGCACAGCGUACUUUGCUGAUUGCCCACCAGAUUUGAUACUAGUACUCUACGCUAUAGGAGUCAAGCAUAAAAAACAAGGAUAUAGUAAUAAGGAGUGGCCAAUCACUGGAGGAGCUUGGAACCUUGGGACACAGACAUAUCCAGAAAUUAUUAUUACUGGUCAUGCAGAUGGAUCAAUAAAAUUUUGGGAUGCUUCUGCAAUAACUCUACAGAUGCUGUACAAGCUAAAAACUUCAAAAGUGUUUGAAAAACAGAAAAUAGGAGACGGAAAACAAACAUGUGAAAUUGUAGAAGAAGAUCCAUAUGCCAUUCAGAUGAUUUACUGGUGUCCAGAGAGCAGAAUAUUCUGUGUUUCAGGAGUCUCUGCAUAUGUAAUAAUUUAUAAAUUCAGCAGACAUGAAAUUACAACAGAAAUAGUGUCAUUAGAGGUACGACUUCAGUAUGAUGUUGAAGAUAUUAUUACCCCAGAACCAGAAACAAGUCCUCCAUUUCCAGAUCUUUCAUCUCAGCUUCCUUCUUCAAGGAGUCUUUCCGGGAGCACUAACACUGUGGCUAGUGAAGGAGUAACAAAGGACAGUAUCCCAUGUCUCAAUGUUAAGACACGGCCAGUGCGGAUGCCACCAGGUUAUCAAGCAGAACUUGUUAUUCAGUUGGUGUGGGUGGAUGGUGAACCGCCCCAACAGAUUACUAGUCUUGCUGUUAGCUCAGCAUAUGGAAUAGUUGCAUUUGGGAACUGCAAUGGGUUGGCUGUGGUGGAUUUUAUACAGAAGACAGUACUGUUAAGCACGGGGACCAUUGACCUAUAUAGAUCAAGUGACUUAUACCAACGACAACCACGGUCUCCUCGAAAAAACAAGCAGUUCAUUGCAGACAACUUUUGCAUGCGUGGCCUGUCUAACUUUUAUCCUGAUUUAACGAAACGGAUCCGUACUUCCUAUCGGAGUUUAACUGAGCUGAAUGACAGUCCAGUCCCCCUGGAACUUGAGCGCUGCAAGUCUCCCACUUCAGAUAAUGUAAAUGGACACUGCACAAGCCCAACUUCUCAGAGUUGCGGUUCUGGAAAACGCCUUUCCAGCGCUGAUGUUUCCAAAGUAAACCGCUGGGGUCCUGCAAGACCACCUUUUCGAAAAGCACAGUCAGCUGCCUGCAUGGAGAUUUCUUUACCAGUUACAACAGAAGAGAGCCGAGAAAAUUCCUAUAGUCGUUCUAGAAGCUCUAGCAUUUCCAGUAUUGACAAAGACUCCAAAGAAGCAAUUACAGCACUGUACUUCAUGGAGUCCUUCGCUCGGAAAAAUGACUCCACCAUCUCCCCUUGUUUGUUUGUUGGAACUAGUCUGGGGAUGGUGUUAAUCAUGUCCCUGAGCCUCCCUUCAGCAGAGGAACAAAGACUCACAGAGCCAGUCAUGGUAUUGCCAAGUGGUACAUUCCUCUCAUUGAAAGGAGCUGUGCUAACAUUCUCCUGUAUGGAUCGAACUGGUGGAUUAAUGCAACCACCAUAUGAAGUUUGGAGGGACCCAAACAACAUAGAUGAAAAUGAAAAAUCUUGGAGAAGGAAACUGGUCGUGAACUGCCCCUCUCUGUCACAAGAAACAGGAGAUCAUCAGUAUACAAUAAUCUGCUCAGAAAAACAAGCCAAAGUUUUCUCACUGCCUUCUCAGACUUGCCUUUAUGUUCAUAACAUCACCGAGACAUCUUUUAUACUGCAAGCAGAUGUGGUGGUCAUGUGUAACAGUGCCUGCUUGGCAUGCUUUUGUGCCAAUGGGCAUAUCAUGAUAAUGAGCCUGCCUAGUCUUCGCCCAAUGUUGGAUGUUAAUUAUUUGCCACUGACAGACAUGAGGAUAGCACGGACAUUUUGUUUCACUAAUGAAGGACAGGCAUUAUACCUAGUCUCUCCUACUGAAAUUCAGCGGUUAACGUACAGCCAAGAAAUGUGUGAUAAUCUACAGGACAUGCUAGGAGAUUUGUUUACCCCCAUAGAGACACCAGAAGCUCAGAACAGAGGUUUCCUAAAGGGACUGUUUGGUGGAAGUGGACAAACCUUUGACAGAGAAGAGCUCUUUGGGGAAGCUGCAGCAGGAAAAGCAUCCCGCAGCCUUGCCCAGCACAUUCCUGGCCCGGGCAGCAUAGAAGGGAUGAAAGGCGCUGCAGGCGGGGUGAUGGGAGAGCUGACCAGAGCAAGGAUCGCACUGGACGAGAGGGGGCAGAGGCUAGGAGAGCUGGAGGAGAAAACUGCAGGCAUGAUGACCAGUGCGGAAGCAUUUUCCAAACACGCACAUGAGUUAAUGCUGAAAUAUAAGGAUAAGAAAUGGUACCAAUUCUAAACUUCUAAAGAAGCUGUGACUGCUUUGAGAAACCAUUAUUCAGGGAAACCAAAUUUAAUUCCCAGCAUCACUAUUCAACUGCUAGAAGCCAGUUUCUUCUACAAAAUGUCCAUUACAGUCCAUCUGAAGUUGUCAUAAGAGAGACUUAUCAGAGACACUGUACAACCGAAAGGCUGGAACCCUGGCUAGAAUCCCAAGGUAUGGCUGCAUUUGCCGUUUCCCACGUGGAAUGGAGCUAUCGUCUUGGCAUGUCAUUUGCUAAGGAUUUACAUUUAGGAACUAUGGGGAGUCCUCCUGAUUUGAAAAAAUCCUGUACAAACAAAAGCAUUAAUGCGCUUAAUGAAAAAAAUCUUUGCAUGAUAAAUUAACAUCUUAAGAGGAAAAGAAAAAAAGCAUGUUGUGACAGAAGAAAAAAAGAUUAAUGGUAAACUAUUUUUAUAAAUUGGGCCACAUCCGGCAAUUUUAAAAAUCUGCAUUAGAAGUUAUCAGUGCAUUUCUAGUACAUUUACCAUACAACUGAAAAGGAAGAGAAAACAAAACCAAAGUUUUCUUCUCAUCCACAACUUUCAUUAGACUAAAACAUUACUGAAUUCUGGUGGCAAGCGUCUGAUUAACGUUCCUCUCGCUCCAUAAUAUGAUCAUUCACAGUUCUUGGUCAUAAUCAAGUAUUGCCAAUACAGUAAAUUAUUUCUAACACAAUUAUUUCCAUUUCUAUCACUUUCAGAACAAGUUGCUAUUUUUAGUCACAAACUAUGCAGGGUUGGGACACCGCAAAGCAUUUUUCAGCUGGUUUUGCUCUGCAGGGGAGCUGACUGAUAGGUUUGGGAAACUAGACUGACUCUAGGAACAAUGCAGUUAGCUUUGAGGACUGAUUUCACACACUCUGGUUUCAGUUUCUAAAGUGGUAUAUUCUUAAUGCUCCAUUUGUAUCCUUGUCUGCCAAUUACACAGUAUAUUACUGUUCAUACCCAGGGGUGUGGGGGGGGUCUUCAAUCCAAAGGUGCUCUUGCAGCCGGACACUCACAGACCAAACUGGUCAUUCUCUUCAGCAUGAUUCAGUAAAACCUCAGUUAAUGUUUUGGGAAAGGAAUUCUGAUUUAUUACAUUUCUGAUUAACAAGGGCUUUCAUUAGAAAAUAAUUUUGGUUCAAUACUUAUUAUUGAAAAUCUUUAUAAAAUAUAGUGGUGUUUUUGCUACCUUAGUCACCAUUAUGCACAACAGAAACACAUAGAGAGUUUAAUGAUACAAAACCAAUAAUUCUGUCAUUCAUUAGACUAAAUAAUAUAGAGGGUUAGUGUCAAUAGAUACCAAAUACCUAUUCCUUAAUUAAAAAUGUCUUCAACAUGAAAUAAAGACUAUCCUUCACAUGACAAAAGGCAUCUAUCAUAACUCAACAGAUGACAACUGGAGGGAAAACAAAACAAGCACACCCGCUGUCAUUACUUAACAUGAGUCUGGAAGUCAAAAGUCCCAGAAGUGAGUAAAUGCAGAUUCUAAAAAAAAAAAUUAAUGGGUUUGGCUUAUUUAAUUUUGAUUAAUCAAGAUCUUACGAGAUAUACAUUUGUGUUUUAAGAAUUCUGCAUUUUCCUGAAGUCAGGUUCUUUUAAGAGCCAAAAAUAGUAUUUCUUGGGUUUUUUAAAAAAGAUUUUUUAAAAUCUUUAGUGCAUUUGAACUGGCACUUCCUUUAAAUGUUAUUAGUCAUUUGAGAAGAGCCAAGAUGAUUGAAAGAGUCAGCUAAUGUAUGCCAGGAUAGCGUUUCUCAGACUCCUUGAAUUUGCCCGAUAUCUCAUAAAAGCCUCUCCACAAAGCUCUCCAGAUUCCUGUGAACAGUUAGGGUAACAAAACCUGACUUCAAAAUGCAACACGAUACAUAAAAUUAUAUAGUAAAAAUGUUAAAGAAACUUGAGACCAGGAUUUGGGAAACAUUGGUAGUCAAGUUGCAGUGCACUAUUUAUACCAUCUCGUUCAAGGACCCAGUUUUCUGAACAGAUACUUUAUCAUUUCUAUAUUUUUUUUAAAAAACUUUAAAAACUACAAUAUUAGUUUAUUUUAGGAACAAUGAAAUUCAGUCUAAAGUGGCAUUAAGUACAGUAGCUCUGAAGUCCCCAAUAAGAUCUGAUUUAACUUGGUCUAGCUCGGGUGUCUCAGCCAUGGCACUGUUCACUGACUCUUCAUUGUGGGGACUGUCCUUUGCACCUUAGGAUGUUCAACAGCAGCCCUGGUCUCUGCCCACCAGAUGCCAGUAGCAACCCCUGAGUAAUAACAAUCAAAAAUGUCUCCAGCCAUUGCCAAAAUUGCUCCCAAUUGAGAGCCACUGUUCUAUACAAGGACAGGUUAAGUGUGAAUAUGUAAUAUAUGUCUAGUAUAAAAUUAAACAUCAUAAGUGCACAGUGUCUUAACAAGAUAAAUUAUUUUACCCAGAAUUACAUGUGUGGUUCAUAUGCAAUAAAAUCCUAUUUUGGAGAGAGCUUAUAUGAAUCAGUAAAAAAAUAACAGUUACAGAAUAUUUUAAAGCCUACAGAGAAAAUACCAAAAAAAGACAGCAUAGCAUUUCACAGUAGAAGUGCUUAAAACUCUGGCUUUAAUGAAUAGAUAAAAAGUCUAUAAUUAGCACAAUUGGAAGUAAACAGGUGCUUCUGAAAUGCUUGAAAAGAACAGGUUCUUUUUAAAUUAAUCUUUCAAUAUUGUUUUUAUAAACCCUCACAUAAUGUAAGGGUAACCUUAUCCCACAAACUCCUGAUUAGUGGAAUACAAAUUAAUGAGGUUUUACUGUAUCAAAAUAAUUUUUAUAAUG
This is a messenger RNA of Myotis brandtii (Brandt's bat), 6941 nucleotides long. RefSeq names its product syntaxin binding protein 5-like (gene STXBP5L). Gene Ontology annotation, molecular function: myosin II binding; syntaxin binding; GTPase activator activity. Gene Ontology annotation, cellular component: SNARE complex; cytoplasm; plasma membrane. The record is from RefSeq and is a predicted model, not a curated record. Gene Ontology annotation, biological process: regulation of exocytosis; regulation of protein secretion. Lineage: Eukaryota; Metazoa; Chordata; Mammalia; Chiroptera; Vespertilionidae. Bases 587 to 4147 code for a protein of 1186 amino acids. The transcript is spliced from 27 exons.